AGAAGCACAGAAAUUGAACUCCCAAGUCUGAAUUCAAAGUUUGCAUCCGAUCUAUAAAACACCCACCACCAAAAUAUCUGUUUCUGGUUUUCCAUCUCUCCCAUUUAUUUACCCAAUUAAAAGAAAAAAAAGAAAACCAUGAACAAAUUUGACAGACCUCCAUCAAGCCGAACGAAUCUGGCAUCUUGCAUCGUGGCUACGGUUUUCCUAGUUUUUCUUAUCUUCGUAGUCCUCGUUGUUUUCUUCACCCUCUUCAAGCCCAAGGACCCAAGGAUCGUCGUUAGCGCCGUUCAGCUCCCGACCUUCUCCAUCUCCAACUCCACCGUCAACUUUACCUUUUCCCAGUACGUCUCUGUAAGAAACCCUAACCACGCCGUUUUCACCCACUACGACAGCUCGCUACAGCUACUCUAUGCCGGAAACCAGGUGGGUUUCAUGUUCAUCCCCGCCGGUAAGAUCGACGCUCGCCAUACCCAGUACAUGUCUGCCACGUUCUCCGUCGAGUCAGUCCCGUUGGUGGCUCCACCGAACGGAUUGCCCACAUUCGCCGACGGCAUUAAUAAUGGGUUUCAGCUGGGACCCACCUUGGAGCUUGAGUCGAGAUUGAUAAUGGCGGGCAGGGUAAGGGUUCUGCACUUCUUCACCCACCAUGUGGAGACCAGGACUGGUUGUAGGGUUGCAAUUGCUGCAAGCGAUGGAUCGGUGUUAGGGUUUCAUUGCUAAUUUUUUUCCCUUUUUGCCUUCUUCGAAUCUUCCUGAUUUGGGUUUUCAAUUUGAAUCCCAAUUUGGUGGAUAAAUUGUAAAAAAUUAAUAAUUUUUUUUAAUCUUCCCAUCCUUUGAUGGCUUUUCUGAUCUGCAUUUCAGACUGAUUUGACGAAAAUGCUUAGCUUUGCAGCUCGAAGAUUCAACUGAUUUGAUUCUCUUUUUCAGCGAAAAAAUGAAUAGUAGUUUUUUUUUUUUUUUAAAUAAUUUUCUUAUGUGUAGAAUUGUAAUGUGGGAGUCUACUGUCUACACAGACUACACUCCCCUGAACUGUAGAAAAGCUGCAUUUGAAUCUCCUUUA
Nelumbo nucifera (sacred lotus) is the source of this 1063-nucleotide messenger RNA. RefSeq lists its product as uncharacterized. Lineage: Eukaryota; Viridiplantae; Streptophyta; Magnoliopsida; Proteales; Nelumbonaceae. The record is from RefSeq and is a predicted model, not a curated record.